ACGACGUUUAUUUUCAACUUACUUAUGUUUACGUUUCGAAAAUUCUCGUAGUUUGAUGAUGGCAUCUUCUCAGUUUUAAAAUAAAAAAGAAUUACACAAACAUGCAAAUUCAACUAAACAAGUUUUGUGAGAAUAAAUUGAACAUAUCAAUUGUGAUUUUCGUUGGCAUACUAUCUCAGUGCAUGGUUCACUCCAUGACUCCACCUUUCGAAAUUCUCUCAAGACCCAAACGUUAUGUUGCAUAUCCAGAUGGAACAAGUUCCGGCUUAUUUUUAGGUCUAGCUUUCCCACUGCCUCUACCGAGGGACGGAAUAAUUUUCUCCUACAUUUUUGAAGCCAACUACAAUCUACCUGACAACGUGACUCAGUAUUUUCCACCGAGCCCGAGCGAGGCCUUGAAAUCUUUUAACCGGAAAUUUCUGUACGGCAUUCUAGAAAAUAAAUUCACAAGGGCUGGCCUCGAUGGCGAAGAAUGUUUGCUCAGGUUGAUAUGCGACGCUGCACUCACACCUCUCGAUCACAAUGGUCUUUUUGGACAAAUACUCGACAUUUUACUCAGACCAUCUACAACACAUGAAGAGGAGCUACCCGAUAGAAUUUUUGAGGCUGAGAGGCACGGAAACGAAAUGAAUGAGUGCAAUAGGAUCUAUCCAAACUGUACGAUAGACCUCAUGGACAUGUUUACUCUAAUUGAAGAUUCUCUGGAGAGUUCUUAGUGAAGGACGCCUGUGAUAUUGAGUAAUGCAUGGUGGCAUACACAGAAAAGUUUCUAAUGAUAGGGGGCUCAUUCAUGAUGAUAAAUUUUGGGAUUUCAAUUUCUAGAUAGAGCAAUUUUAAGUCCUUUCCAAACAGAAAAUUAUGCAUGCAGCCUCGAAUCAUUUAUUAUUUUAUCUAACGAGAUUCAACAAAUAGCGAAGAGUGCAACGAUUCUCACUGCGAUGCAAUAAUGAUAUCCAAUUCAAAAGGAGAAAAGCAGGGUGAGAGGAAGUCAAAAAUUCACUGAAUCCAUAUUAUUCUGACCAAAAAAUUGAAAGGAGGAAAAAUGAUUGAGAAACUAAGUAUUAAACUUCAAGGAAUAAAACUUUGAACCUCUUUUUCUCACUUCAAACUUGAUGCGACUUGGUGCAUUUCAGUUAAAGUAGGUCCAAUUUUACAUGAAAUAACCAUCUUAGUUUUUGAGGAAUAUGUAUCAUUUAUAUAACUCUGUUAUCUGUAUGAGUCUUCAUGUAACUCUGAUACUUACCUAAUUAAUUGAAAAGAGUAAGCAGAAAAACAGGGGGAGGGGAAGAAAGUGAAAGGCAUGAUUAGUAAAAAUGAACAGUUUUUAUUAACAACACCUUACCGUAACAAAUAUACCAACUACAAAAUAUAAAUUACAAUUACUUUCCUUCUGACAAGUACAUAAGUAUAAAAAUUGUCUAAUUCAAAAUUUUUCAUUCUUUAAUUUGUAAAAAAUAUAAACUUAAGAGCUUACCCGCCCGGCAAGGGAGCAAUGUGUACGUUGCCGCAACGUUGCAAGGCAACAUUUUUGAUGAUAUUGCUUUGUAAAGGUAAAGCAGCAACGUUUAAGCAAUGUUUCAGCAAUGUUGCCUGACAUUAUAUUUUAGAUAAUAUUUUCAAAACGUUUUUAGAAAUGUUUC
Messenger RNA from Bemisia tabaci, 1640 nucleotides. RefSeq lists its product as uncharacterized. NCBI's taxonomy places the organism in Eukaryota, Metazoa, Arthropoda, Insecta, Hemiptera, Aleyrodidae. The record is from RefSeq and is a predicted model, not a curated record.